Paecilomyces variotii is the source of this 648-nucleotide messenger RNA. RefSeq lists its product as hypothetical. The transcript is spliced from 2 exons. The record is from RefSeq and is a predicted model, not a curated record. Lineage: Eukaryota; Fungi; Ascomycota; Eurotiomycetes; Eurotiales; Thermoascaceae. The coding region runs from base 197 to 496 and encodes 99 amino acids.
AAUAAAUAAAUAAAUACUACUUAGAAACUAUCAAUCACGACCAUAACCACCACACACACACACACAUAUAACUUUUUACUUACCUUUGGUUUCUCUUGAGUAGUCACCACGUUACUAUUCUACUAUACCAGCGACCAAGACGAUAUACAUACGCGUAUAUAUCCUUAGGAAAGGAAAGAAGAAGAAAAAAAAAAAAAUGAAACCCACAACAACAACAAUUCUUCUUUUCCCAAUCCUCGCUCUCCUCUCUCUCUCUACCUCAACAUCAGCUAAGAAAACAUGUACCCCGAGUUUCGAUUACUGCGCUGAUGAUCUCAUAAAAUCCAAUGGCUUCACAGAAUCGGAUCUUAAAGCCGUGCUGAACGGGACUGAUCUCGCGACGGACGAUCUGAAAGAUAUUCUCUUCCACUGCAAGAAUCCGGGGAUCGUGGGACAUCCGAAGUUAUGUUCAAAUGGGUGUACGACUGGGCAGCCGCAGGGGAGUCAUGGUUGUUGAGUUUGGUCCCGGUUGGUACCGCUCUGUGGAUCUUUUGGGAUUUUUUUUUUUUUUGGAUGAUGAAAAAGAUGAGAAAAGGAGUAUUUUAGGGCGAAUAGAUAUUUAUACUGAAGCGCACUGGGAUGAUUGUAAUAAUCUAAGCUGAAUGUAUG